Molecule: messenger RNA, 2916 nt
Organism: Cottoperca gobio
Lineage: Eukaryota; Metazoa; Chordata; Actinopteri; Perciformes; Bovichtidae
Gene: sh3glb2b
Product: SH3-domain GRB2-like endophilin B2b
Exons: 12
Coding region: 123-1322 (399 amino acids)
Biological process (GO): membrane organization
Cellular component (GO): membrane; cytoplasm
Molecular function (GO): protein binding
Source: RefSeq, a predicted model, not a curated record
CCAUGAAGCGGAUUACGGCUUCAGCCCUGAGUCUGCUUCUACGUCAUCUCAGCUGAUCCGGAGAAUUCCCUCUGCAGGGAAACAAACAAGCCCUGCCUGUAUGCUCAGCUCAGCACGGCAACAUGGAUUUCAACGUGAAAAAACUGGCUUCUGGUGCAGGGGUCUUCUUCACCCGAGCAGUACAGUUCACAGAGGAGAAACUGGGCCAGGCUGAGAAGACUGAGCUGGAUCCACACUUAGAGAACCUGAUCACCCGGGCCGACAGCACCAAGAACUGGACUGAAAAGAUCUUAAGACAAACCGAGGUGCUCCUGCAGCCCAACCCAAUGGACCACACUGGUGCUCGAAUAGAGGAGUUCAUCUAUGACAAACUGGAUAAGAAGCUUCCCUCCCGGAUGACCAACCCAGAGCUGCUGGGCCAGUACAUGCUGGAAGCUGCCAAUGACUUUGGUCCAGGGACCCCAUAUGGCAGUACCUUGAUCACAGUGGGAGAGUACCAGAAGAGACUAGGAGGAGCCGAGCGUGAGCUCCUCCAAACCUCAGCUGCCACCUUCCUCACUCCUCUACGCAACUUCCUGGAAGGAGACUGGAGGACUAUAUCAAAAGAGAGGCGACUUAUGGAGAAUCGACGACUGGAUCUUGACAUCUGCAAAGCACGCCUGAAAAAAGCCAAGCAGGCAGAAGCCAAAGCAGCGGCUGCACCUGAUUUUCAGGAGACCAGGCCUCGAAAUUAUGUUCUUUCUGCCAGUGCAUCAGCGCUGCUGAGUGAGGAAGUGGACAAAGCGGAGCACGAGCUUCGUGUCGCCCAGACAGAGUUUGACCGACAAGCUGAGGUCACCAGACUGCUGCUGGAAGGCAUCAGCAGCACACAUCUCAACCACCUGCGUUGUUUGCAGGAUUUUGCGGAGGCUCAGGCCACUUACUACGCCCAGUGUCAUCACUACAUGCAGGAACUUCAGAGAGAGCUCAACAAAUGUGCUAAUGCCGCCAGCACCCCCCACCCUACUGCUGCUGUCUGCCCCGACCCCGUCUCCUCUGCAUUCCUGUCUGGACCAUCAUCUCCUGGUGCCACAGUCUCUUCUUCGUCUAGCCAAAGGCCCAGCACGCUGGCUAUGGAGCAGACACAGCUCCCUGUCACAGGCACCAGGAAGGCAAAGGUCCUGUAUGACUAUGACGCCCAUGAUGCCAGUGAGCUUUCCCUUUUGGCUGAUGAGCUCAUUACUGUACACACCGUACCAGGAAUGGACCCUGAUUGGUUGAUUGGAGAACGAGGAAACCAAAAGGGCAAAGUCCCUGUCACCUACCUUGAACUGCUGAGCUAAUGGACCAAACAACAGGACAGACAGACACACACACACAGACACACACACACACACACACACACACACACACACAAUUUUAAUCCGUGGUGUACAGAGCCAGAAUUAUGAAAACGUUUGGAAGGCGUACCACUAGACCAUUACCACCUGAUUUGGAAGUAAAUACCCUCAAAUUGAAGCUGAAAGUCUGCACUUAAAGCACAUUACCAUACUCAGCAGCAUACCAAGCCCAAGACCUGCUAGCUGGAGGGGCCCCGGCUUGUUCAAGCAUGUAGACAUUUAAUGCUGCCAUGUUUCAGAUCUCAGUAAUUAAAAAACGAUAACUGACUAAAAGAUAUGCAGUGCAGAUGGAGGCCGUAAUCCUUGGCAUAUGACACGUUGUUUAACUGCCUUGCAAUAAAUGUGGCAAGAGAGUUUAAAUAUUUUUUAAACUGAGUAGGAGUGUGUGGUAACCUUGCUUGAGUAAUGUACUCAGCUCCAACACUCAUUUGACUGGCAGCCUGCCAGCUUCCUGCUGGAGGAGAUGCUCUAAACUCACAAAUCAUGGAGGGUGACAUCAGGCAGACUGGGUUAUAAGGUGAGGAUAAAGUUUAAGUAGCCACAAAAGUUGACCUACUUGACAGCAAGAAGUGUGGGAAGAGAGUUUAAAAUAAUGAAAUAUCUCAUCAUGAUGAAGUGCAGUCUUGCAUGACUAAUGUUUAAAUAUGUGUAACUAGCUACGGAUGAUGUAGUCUUUAUUUGGAUGGUAACCUCAGUGCAAUAAGUGUGAGUCAUAGCUGUGUGUAAUGUUGUAUGGCUUUCAAAGGGAAUCCCAAGUCUCACAUCACAACAUGCUAUAGACAUGCAACAUGCAAUAGAAGCUAUACAGUAGUUUAAUGUUAACUGGCAUGGAGAACCCUGGUUCCCAGAGGAUGAUGCUGAAUGUUUUUGUGAACCCCUGACCUUUCCUAGAGCCAUCAUAAGGCCAAACUAUCAAUUUGAACUUCCACAAUGCCAUUGAAUUUGCUGACUACAUUCAUGCUUUCCACUAGCACCACCCUCAGGACUAAAUUUUGAUUUUUAGUUCUAUUACUGAUGAGGCUGUAACAACAGCAAUCGUCAAUAUGUUGUUUUUUUGAGUGUAAUGAACAUUGCUGCAAUGCUUUAGACAUUUGGUCUUGUUUAUAACUUAUUGGAUGUUUGAGUGUUAAAAGUAUUGUUUGACCUUGGUUAGUUAAUGUCACCUUAUGGCCCAAUAUCAGUCUUUUUCCAGAGUGUUCCAAUAAAUUUCACAGUUUUCAUAAGCUGAUGGAGUUUCCAAACAUUGAUGACAAUUGAGAAGUGUGUGUGUGUGUGUGUGUGUGUGUGUGUGUGUGUGUGUGUGUGUGUGUGUGUGUGUGUGUGUGUGUGUGUGUGUGUGUGUGUGUGUGUGUGUGUGUGUAUUUUACUUGUUUUUAUGGGCUGUGUCUCCUGUUGCUUUCAUGUUUUUAGUUUAGUGUGUUGUUACAUGCCUGUGGGAGGGAUUAUAAAAAAAAUGUCCAGUCAUCAUAUUCUUGUCAUUCUCCAACAUAUGGCCACUGGUUUGAUGUGCAAUAAACAUGCAUGUGUGUUACAGUAA